CACUGUGAGUGUUGAUACUUUUUUCUAUAAGUUUGGUCAAAGUAGAGAUACUUUGACUUUGAACAAAAACUUAUAUGCAAACUAAAAAGGAGCGGAGGGAGUAUCACUAUAUGCAUUCGUUUAUGCAAAUGAUGUGCUUUGAGGAUCUUAUACAAUGAUGUGUUUUUUCCUUUGCAUAUGUUAGGAAAGUUUGUGGUUAGUUAUCUUUGCGUGAUUUAUCGAAGUUAUGUUUUAUAUGCAAUCAAAUUAUGUUUGUUGGUAAAAUAUCUCAAAUAAUUUUAUUUUGGAGGUUUUUGAUUUUAUGCUGUCAUUUAUUUGAGAUCUUUGUCAGUUGACACAAAGUAGAGCAUAUGCUUCACAUAUUUCUUACUUUCCAUGAGGAGCUACUAAAUAAUAAUAGGUUUACAGGGUUCUCUUAUUGAGAUGACUGACCCUAAGAGAGGCAUCACAAUGGUAGCCCCUGCUCUAGUUGAGUUUGACAUGAGGAUCAAGAAAGGAAAGCAAGAAGAUGAUCUACAACUAAUUGAUGGUGCAAUGGAGUACCAUGAUCUAGUCACACCUGAGUAUCCAUUCACGCAUCAGAUUAAUGGCGAUUGUGGUGCGGUUGACAUCACUUUAGCCCUCGUUCGUUGGGCAUUUGAGGCCACAAUAGAUGUUGUCAUAUCGAAAGUGCAGUGUGGAUUUGAUUUAUCUCUCAGUUCGUGUGUUUUCCUUAUGAAUGGUUUACAUGAGAUUCAACUCUUUCGUGGCAGUGUUGUUGAGUCAUGUGGUUUAAGAAGAUAUGUGAUUGCUGUAAAGAAGGAUACUUUGAUGUAUUUGAAGUUCAAGCUAGGCCGGAAUAGUUGUAAAAAUGAUCUUGAUCACCAUUGUUCCUUCAAAGCAAAAAAGCAUGGGCACGACUAUCAGCAAAUCAUGCUUGAGCUUGCCUCUAUCUCAGUGAAGGUGACUUGGUCGAACUUGCAAAGGUAA
Aegilops tauschii subsp. strangulata is the source of this 969-nucleotide messenger RNA. RefSeq lists its product as uncharacterized. Lineage: Eukaryota; Viridiplantae; Streptophyta; Magnoliopsida; Poales; Poaceae. The record is from RefSeq and is a predicted model, not a curated record.